Messenger RNA from Arachis ipaensis, 1618 nucleotides. The record is from RefSeq and is a predicted model, not a curated record. NCBI's taxonomy places the organism in Eukaryota, Viridiplantae, Streptophyta, Magnoliopsida, Fabales, Fabaceae.
AUAAUCUUCAUUCGAAGCUAUACAAUCAUAACCAAGCAACAUAGAUAUAAGAAUUGAGGUAUCCACUAUCAUAUAUAUGGAGUGUUACAACAUAUUUGAGGUAAUGAUGGUCCUCAUUAUAAUCCUCAAAUUAGUACUAGUAAUCUUUAAUAGAGCCUCUAAACCCACAAAAAAAAUGCCACCAGGGCCUUACCCUUAUCCUAUAAUAGGAAACAUCCUAGAACUUGGCCAAAAACCCCAUCAAUCACUCUUUAACCUUUCCAAAAUUUAUGGUCCUCUAAUGACUCUUAAGCUUGGAAGCUUAAAUGCUCUAGUAAUUUCAUCACCACAGAUAGCCAAAGAAGCAUUAACCAAACAUGACAUAGCAUUUUCCAAUAGGGAAGUCCCUGAUAUCACAAGAGCACUUGACCACCACAAAGUUUCUUUAGUGUGGUCACCAAUUUGUGAUCAUUGGAGAACACUAAGGAAACUAUGUUCUACAAACAUAUUUUCUCCUCAAAAGCUAGAAUCAACUAGCACACUUCGCCACAAAAAGGUGCGAGAAUUGGUGGAUUUUCUCAGCACUUGCUCUUCAAAAGGUGAAGCUAUUGAUAUCGGUGAGGUUGUAUUCACAACAAUAAUGAAUUCAUUGUCCAACACCCUUUUUUCCAUGGAUUUUACUCAAUAUGAAACUAGGGAUGAUGGAUUUCAAAAUUUUAAAGGGACUGUAGAGUCCAUAAUGGUAGACGCUGGGAAGGCAAAUGUGGCGGAUCUUUUUCCACUUCUUCGAUUUCUUGAUCCACAAGGCAUCCGAAAGAGGGGAGAUGAGAUUACUCAGAAGUUGUUGAAAGUUUUUGGUGAUAUUUUCGAUGAAAGAAUGCUACUAAAAACUUCAUCAAAUAAGAAUUUUGAAGUAUAUGAUGAUGUAUUGGAUUCUUUCAUUAAUAUCAUCAAAGAAAAUAGUUCCACAGAAUUAAGUCGUCAUCAUUUAUUACAUUUAUUUGUGGACUUAUUUGUUGCUGGGAUAGAAACAACAACAAGCACAAUAGAAUGGGCAAUGACAGAAUUGGUGCACAACCCUAAAAAGAUGGCUAGAGUCAAAGAGGAGCUCCUACAAGUCCUUGGCAAAGAUGGCAAGCCACAUGAAUCAAAUAUCUCUGAAUUUCACUACCUAAAUGCAAUUGUGAAGGAAACAUUUCGGUUGCACCCACCAGUUCCCUUUUUACACCACAAAUCAAAGUCUAUGGUAGAAAUAUGUGGCUUCAAAGUUCCCAAGGACACACAAGUUCUAAUUAACUUAUGGGCCAUUGGACGAAAUUCUAGCACUUGGAGUGACCCAAAUUCCUUUGUGCCAGAAAGGUUCUUAGAGUCCAAAAUGGAUGUUAAGGGUUUUGAUUUUGGGCUCAUUCCGUUUGGGGCUGGAAGGAGAAUGUGUCCAGCACUUCCACUUGCUCAUAGAACAGUGCAUUUCAUCUUGGCCUCUCUUCUACACUACUUUGAUUGGAAGAUUGUUAAUGGAAUGAAGCCUCAAGAGUUAGAUAUGAGUGAGAGGUAUGGACUUACUAUACGUAAGGCUCAACCACUCAAUCUCGUUCCAAUCCUAAUUGAAUGGAUUGGGACUGUUGAAUCCAUCCGAUAA